Messenger RNA from Panicum virgatum (switchgrass), 335 nucleotides. RefSeq names its product protein PSK SIMULATOR 1-like. The coding region runs from base 24 to 287 and encodes 87 amino acids. Gene Ontology annotation, biological process: positive regulation of growth. Lineage: Eukaryota; Viridiplantae; Streptophyta; Magnoliopsida; Poales; Poaceae. The record is from RefSeq and is a predicted model, not a curated record. The transcript is spliced from 4 exons.
AAUCAUUGAAAUGGCUUGUUCCUAUGGCCGUCAAUACCACCUGUGCCCGAGGCUUCUUGAGGUUUAGCGAAUGGGCUAAAUCGGGGACUGACAGGGUCGGGAGACGACCAGGUCAAGCAGAUCCAAUCGAGACGCUCUACCAUGCCGACAAGGCAAGGACCGAGGAUCACAUCGUCGAUUUAGUCGUUUGGCUUCACCACCUUGUCAACCAGAGUAACCGGCCAGCAAUGCAAAAGACCACUGACCUGCCUUUACAUCUAACCAAAAGUUGUACACUGGAGCUGUAGCUAUUCUUGCCAUGGAGGACGUGCGUUUUUCAUAUGUCCAGAUACAAU